Molecule: messenger RNA, 2682 nt
Organism: Sphaeramia orbicularis (orbiculate cardinalfish)
Lineage: Eukaryota; Metazoa; Chordata; Actinopteri; Kurtiformes; Apogonidae
Product: protocadherin gamma-A11-like
Exons: 1
Coding region: 177-2681 (834 amino acids)
Biological process (GO): homophilic cell-cell adhesion
Cellular component (GO): plasma membrane
Molecular function (GO): calcium ion binding
Source: RefSeq, a predicted model, not a curated record
UUGUGUGGUAUGACAGCUGCGAUUUUCAUUCUGAAAGAGUAGCGCUCGAAGAGGCUAUUUUUCAAGCAUUUGGUCAUGGAGUCACAUUUCUACUGAAAAACAGUGUCGUUUAUCUGGACUGAAAGCGCAUAUGUAUUUUUUUCAAGUAAGGAUUUGACGUUCAUCUGUUUUCUGACAUGGCAACCAAAGCAUAUACUAACGCUAGAUGUUUAAGAUGGCGGUUGCAUAGUUUAUUACAAGGGCCGAUUGGAUUUAUUCUCCUUUCAUUUUUCCUUGAUGGAGUGACUGGACAGAUUCGUUAUUCUAUUCCAGAGGAGAUGAAGAAAAGUUCUCUCAUUGGUAACGUAGCACAAGACCUUGCUUUGGAUCUUAAAAGGCUUCGUUCUGGUCGUGCUCGUAUCGUAAGUGGAGAAAAUAUGCACUACAUUGAUCUGAAGACAGACAAAGGAAUUUUAGUCGUGAAUGAGAGAAUAGACCGAGAGGAGCUUUGUGGAGAUGUAACACCAUGCAGCCUCAGCUUCGAAAUCAUCCUAGAAAAUCCGAUCGAACUUCAUCGUGUCACUGUGGAGAUUUUAGAUAUAAAUGAUAAUGCCCCGUUCUUUCCAAAUAAAGACAUAUCGUUUGAAAUGAGCGAAUCUGCUACAGUUGGUGCCAAAUUUCCCGUCGAAAGCGCAGUUGAUGCUGAUGUUAAACAAAACGGCCUACAAAAUUACAUUCUUUCUCCGAAUAAUUAUUUUGUUCUGAAACAACAAGCUAAUCCAGACGGAACUAAAUACGCUGAACUAGUGCUCCAGAAACCCUUAGACAGGGAGGAGCACCCCAGUCUGUCUCUUACAGUAAUGGCUUUAGAUGGUGGAAAUCCACAGAGAUCAGGUACAGUGAACAUUAUUGUGUCGGUUUUGGAUGCAAAUGAUAAUGCUCCUGUGUUCAACCAAUCAGUGUAUCAGGCUGUUGUCGUGGAAAAUGCGUCAAAGGGGACUUAUGUAACAACAGUGAACGCUACAGAUGCAGAUAGUGGCUCGAAUGGAGAAAUAAUAUUCAGUUUUUCGAAAAUUAAAGGCAGCAAAGUUGAUAUAUUUAGUAUAGAUGAAAACUCAGGUGUCAUAUCAGUUGCUGGGCUUAUAGACUAUGAGAAAGAGAAAAAAUAUGAGCUCAGGUUAGAAGCGAGGGAUAGAGGAGGUUUGACUGGGACCAGUAAAGUUAUCAUCGAUGUAAGUGACGUUAAUGACAAUGUCCCAGUAAUUAAUAUCAUGUCAUUUUCUAACACUGUAUCAGAAGAUGCUCCUCCCGGGACGACAAUAGCUGUUAUUAAUGUCAAAGAUGCAGAUUCAGAGAAAAAUGGACAGAUAACGUGUACAAUAGACAAAAAGCUUCCCUUUAAAAUUGUUUCAUCGUUAACCAACUACUACAAUUUGAUUGCAGAUCAGCCUUUUGACAGAGAAACUAUUUCCGAGUAUGAUAUUAAAAUAACAGCCACAGACUCGGGGUCUCCUCCUCUCUCGAGCUCCGACACUUUGCAUCUACAGGUUUCUGACGUUAAUGAUAACGGCCCAGUGUUUGAUAAAAAUGUCUAUUCUGCUCAGAUCACCGAGAAUAAUUCUCCUGGGCAAUCCAUCAUCACUGUUAGUGCGCAGGAUUCUGACUGGAAUCAAAACGCGAGAGUUUCAUACUUUUUGGAAGACACGCACAUCGGUGGUAAUUCAGUGUCUAACUACGUGUCCAUAAAUUCUGAAACUGGGGUUCUGCAUGCUGUACGUUCUUUUGACUAUGAACAAAUUAAAGAAAUUAAUUUUAAUGUAAAAGCUCAGGAUGGAGGCUCCCCUCCACUCAGUAGCAACGUGACCGUGAAAAUAAUGAUCCAGGACCAGAACGAUAACGCCCCUCAGGUUCUGUACCCAGUCCAGACUGGUGGCUCUCUGGUGGCUGAAAUGGUGCCUCGUUCAGCAGAUGUGGGCUAUCUGGUCACUAAAGUGGUGGCUGUUGAUGUGGACUCUGGACAGAACGCCUGGCUCUCCUAUAAACUGCAGAAAGCCACAGACAGGGCGCUGUUUGAGGUGGGCUUACAGAAUGGAGAAGUAAGAACUAUCCGCCAAGUCACUGAUAAAGAUGCAGUCAAACAAAGACUGACGGUUAUAGUGGAGGACAACGGACAGCCCUCUCGUUCAGCUACAGUUAUUGUUAACGUGGCGGUGGCGGACAGCUUUCCUGAAGUGCUGUCUGAGUUCACUGACUUUACACACGACAAGGAGUACAAUGAGAACCUGACUUUUUACUUAGUGUUGGCUUUGGCUGUAGUUUCCUUCCUCUUCAUCACGUGUGUGGUGGUCAUUAUAUCAGUGAAAAUCUACAGAUGGAGACAGUCUCGCAUCCUGUAUCACUCCAAUCUGCCAGUGAUUCCAUAUUAUCCACCACGUUACUCCGACACUUUGGGGACAGGGACUCUCCCACACGUGUACAACUACGAGGUGUGCAGGACGACUGACUCCAGAAAGAGUGACUGUAAGUUUGGCAGAGCUGGUAGUCAGAACGUGCUGAUAAUGGAUCCCAGUUCAACAGGGACGAUGCAGAGGAUACAGAGUGAAAAGAGCAUCCUGGAUGAACCAGACUCUCCUCUAGAGGUGAGCUUUAAAAUAAGCCAUUUUCUACAAGCCUUAUAUCUUGUGGUUUAUUACUUUUUGUGAA